AUGGACGUCCGCGUGCGUCUCGUGUUUGCCGGCGCUGUGGGACGCCACGUACAGCGUCGCCGCGGGUUCGCUUCGUGCUGGUACCUGCUCCCUACGGACAUGAAGAUCGUGGGCGACUUGGCGCACGCGUUGCUGCGGGAGUUUGGGCUGGAGACGCGUUGUCCCAAAGGGUGUGGAGCUGACGUUGGAAGAGCUGCCGGUGCUGGCGUCGCAGAGUAUCCGUAUCCUUCGGGACAACGAUACGAUUGGUGUCCAGUGUCCUCUGGUACGAAGGAGGGAGAACGAAGAAGGUGGGGAGGAGGAGGAGAUGGAGAGGACGAAGGGGGCAGCGGGACGCCGAGUUCAGAGAGUGAAGUGGAGAGUCCGAAGCUGCGGAAGCGUAAAGCGCGCGGCAGAGCGGACAAAGGGCCGUGUACGAAGAAGAAAAAGAUGGUGGACGGUGUAGUGGCUGGGGGGAAGAAGCGACUGGGCGGGGAGAAGACGAGGCAGGGGAAGCGCGUAGUUGAGCAGCGGCAGGCAGUGGAGGAGAAGACGACGAAGAGCAGCCGGGAGAGCUCGAGCUCGAGUAGUAGCUCGAGCGAUUCUGCUAGUGCGAGUUCUAGCUCGUCCUCGAGUGAAAGCAGUAGCAGCAGUGAGUCAGAGGACGAGCCUGUGGCUCCGUGCAAUCGGAUGACUGCGAGGAAGACGGCGGCAUCGGGUAAGCAAGGGCUACACAGUGGUAAAGAUGGAGGUGGUAAGCAGACGUCUAUCUCUCGUGCGCCGCCAAGCACGACAAGUGCGACUGCACCCGGCCAGAAUAAAAAAGCACCACGUCGGAGACGACGGCGAUUGCGACAGCGGGGAGGUGGCCGAAAACAUGCGGGCGACGUCUGUGAUAUUGCAGACAGCUCCACGGACGUUGCGACACUGUCAACUGACGCUUCGGUGCAACAGGAACAAGCAGUGGGUCCCUCGAAGCAAGUGAAACAGGCCGUGUGUGCAGAGAGGCAAAGCGACGGUAGCGCUGCUGACGUCAGAGGCUAUCCUCGUGCUAAAGCGCAUGUUCUUUUCGACGAAGAAACUGGAGAUGAAAUAGCAGUCAAGCGUCAUGAGCUGCCGUGCGAUAUUAGGGACAACCGUUGGACUGAUCGAAGGCCCCGAGCACCUGAGUUGGCAAAGUAUGGUCCGUCAUUGUCAAACAGCCUGCCGCCAAGGGCUGCAUGCGACAAUCAGGAUGAAGUAGCACCUUCCUCUACCAGCAUGGUUCAUGGAAAUCAAGACGUCCCUAAACGAGCAGGAAAAAGCAAAUAUGAAGAAAGGUGGAAGCGACCGUACAAGAUUGUCGCGACUGUGCUUGACAAGCGGUCGGAUCAGUCGAGCACGAACGACUCGUUGACUGCGGAUCUUACUAAGUUGCUGGAGUCGUAUCCGGCAGCCCCUGCGGCUUCGUUCCACUUUGUUCCAAAGGAUGUCAUUGCUUACAAGACGCUUACGCUUUGCGUUGACACGUGGCAGCCUGUGCUGAGCGAGUGGCGAUGCGGCCAAGUGCAGUCGAUGGACGUGCCAGGCAAGGCAGUUGAUGUGUUGACCUGGACUCUUGCUGUCAACGACGGCUCCAUAGCCUUCCAUGAAGCUAUACACAAUGAGCAGCAAAGCGUACAAGCUGGCGAGAUCAGCGAGUUGCGAUUUCUGAGCGGGCCGAGCUACUCCUCAUUGCGGAAUGUCGAUGCCGACGGCCAGGAUAACGCAAACAAGACAGCCGGCAGUACCGAGCAAGCCGUAUGUUGA
Molecule: messenger RNA, 1767 nt
Organism: Hyaloperonospora brassicae
Lineage: Eukaryota; Oomycota; Peronosporomycetes; Peronosporales; Peronosporaceae
Source: the annotation of a GenBank genome assembly